AUGCAGAUUGCCAUACCAGCUGUUAUAAUUGGCACUCCUCAAGUUCUUAUGACGAUUCUUGGAUUUCUUGAUUACAGUAGUCCUGAAAUCGACAUCAUUGGAUAUAUGUUGAUGUCAAUUCAUGGUGUAUCUUCCACUCUUGUCAUGUUGUACUGUCAUACACCGUAUCGUCAGUUUUGUCAGAGUUUGGUCGGUAGAAGACUGAAGAUUUUUCGUCAUCAUACGACAUCCUUGACAGUGACUUAA
Molecule: messenger RNA, 246 nt
Organism: Caenorhabditis remanei
Lineage: Eukaryota; Metazoa; Nematoda; Chromadorea; Rhabditida; Rhabditidae
Exons: 2
Coding region: 1-246 (81 amino acids)
Source: RefSeq, a predicted model, not a curated record